GGCAACGCGGGCGCACCGUUCCCGUCCCGCCCCAACCCACCCCAACCCACGGUGGCCCGGGAGCUGCGCCCAGGGCUCGGCGCGGGCGGCCCCACAGCAGCACCGUGCGUCUCAGUCGGCGGGCGGCAGUAGCGCCCCCUCGCAGAGCCCCGCUCGCUCCCGCCCCGGCUCCCUCUCAGUCGGUCUGUCUGUCGGGCCCGCCCUCCCCCCUUGCUCCCUCCUCCCUCGUGCUCCUCCCGGGGUGCUCGGCACAGCCUCGGAUUGCUUCCUCCCGGAGUCAGUUUCCCUCUCGGAGGUGGCGGGCAAGGCACUGGCAGCGGCAGCGGCGGCGGCGUGGGGAGCAUCUCCGCGGCCACCGCGUUUCUCCCGCUGGAGCGGGCGUCCAGCUUGGCUGCCCCUCGGCCCUUCCCUGCCGCGUCUCGGGGCGUCCUGCGCCCCCCGCCCGGACUCGCUUCUCUCCGAAGCGGGCGGGGCGCUUGCGGGGUCCCGCCGCUCUCCACCCGGCUCCCGGGGCAAGCGCGCCCCAGAGGCAGGCGCUCUCCGGGACUCCUGCCCCGCCAACCCUGACCGCCGGGGGGUGCCCCAGGGACGCUGCGCCGCGGAGAGAAGGAGGCAAAGGGGACCAUGCGGCGCCUGACUCGCCGCCUGGUGCUGCCGAUCUUCGGGGUGCUCUGGAUCACCGUGCUGCUGUUCUUCUGGGUAACCAAGAGGAAGUUGGAGGUGCCGACGGGACCUGAAGUGCAGACCCCCAAGCCUUCGGAUGCUGACUGGGAUGACCUGUGGGACCAGUUUGAUGAGCGGCGGUAUCUCAAUGCGAGAAAGUGGCGCGUUGGUGAGGACCCCUACAAGCUGUACGCUUUCAACCAGCGGGAGAGCGAGCGGACCCCCAGCAAUCGGGCCGUCCCAGACACUCGCCAUUCCAGAUGCACCCUGUUGGUGUAUUAUACGGACCUCCCACCCACCAGCAUCAUCAUCACCUUCCACAAUGAGGCCCGCUCCACCCUGCUCAGGACCAUCCGCAGCGUGUUAAACCGCACCCCUAUGCAUCUGAUCCAGGAAAUCAUAUUAGUGGAUGACUUCAGCAAUGACCCCGAUGACUGCAAACAGCUCAUCAAGUUGCCCAAAGUGAAAUGCCUGCGCAACAACGAGCGGCAAGGUCUGGUCCGGUCCCGGAUUCGGGGUGCUGAUGUUGCCCAGGGCACCACUCUGACUUUCCUUGACAGCCACUGUGAGGUGAACAGGGACUGGCUCCAGCCGCUGCUGCACCGGGUCAAAGAGGACUACACGCGGGUGGUGUGCCCCGUGAUCGACAUCAUUAACCUGGACACCUUCGCCUACAUCAAGUCCGCCUCAGAGCUCAGAGGGGGGUUUGACUGGAGCCUCCACUUCCAGUGGGAGCAGCUCUCGCCAAUGCAGAAGUCUCAGCGCCUGGACCCCACGGAGCCCAUUAGGACUCCGAUCAUAGCUGGAGGACUCUUCGUGAUCAACAAAGCCUGGUUCAAUUACCUGGGGAAAUAUGAUAUGGACAUGGACAUCUGGGGCGGGGAGAACUUCGAAAUCUCCUUCCGAGUGUGGAUGUGCGGGGGCAGCCUGGAGAUCAUCCCCUGCAGCCGGGUGGGGCACGUCUUCCGGAAGAAACACCCGUAUGUUUUCCCAGAUGGAAACGCCAACACAUACAUAAAGAACACCAAGCGGACAGCAGAAGUAUGGAUGGAUGAAUACAAGCAGUACUAUUAUGCUGCCCGGCCCUUUGCCCUGGAGAGGCCCUUUGGGAGCAUUGAGAGCAGAUUGGACCUGAGGAAGAAUCUGCGCUGCCACAGCUUCAAGUGGUACCUGGAGAAUGUGUACCCAGAACUCAGAGUCCCCAAGGAUUCCUCCAUCCAGAAGGGCAAUAUCCGACAGAGGCAAAAGUGUCUGGAAUCUCAAAAGCAAAACAACCAAGACAUCCCAUACCUAAGGCUGAGCCCCUGUGUCAAGUCCAAAGGCAAGGAAGCAAAGUCCCAGGUGUGGGCCUUCACAUACACCCAGCAGAUCCUCCAGGAGGAGCUGUGCCUGUCAGUUGUCACCUUGUUCCCUGGUGCUCCUGUAGUUCUUGCCCUUUGCAAGAAUGAAGAUGCCAGACAGCAAUGGACCAAGACCGGUUCCCGCAUCGAGCACAUAGCAUCCCGCCUCUGCCUAGACACGGACAUGUUCGGUGAUGGCACUGAGAACGGCAAGGAAGUCGUUGUCAACCCGUGUGAGUCCUCACUCAUGAGCCAGCACUGGGACAUGGUGAGCUCUUGAGGACCGUUGCCAGACACAGCGUGGCCCUCGCGUGGCGCUUCCCUGGACCAGAACAGACUGGAGCAGCCCACGAUGACCCCAGACACCCUGACUGGGAGGUGGAGGCAGAGCCCCCAGUACAGGGGCAGCUGUCUCAGGGAGGAAACGAUCGCAAGGCAGUGGGGCUCAGAGACAAAUCCCACGUGUUCCCAGUGCUGUCAAGUUCCAGCGCUGGCCAGCUCUCCCCCCGAGCGAUAUCUGGACACAGAUCUGAUGGGAAGUGUGUGUUGUUCCCUUUCUUACAAAAGAGGCACCGUGGCGGCAAGAGAGAAAAAACCUCCUUGUCACCAGGCCAGGACUAAACAGAGAGAUGAAGAAUGAGGGUUUUUUCCAAAACAAAUAAAAAUAACCUUAGAAGUUGUCUCUGG
Molecule: messenger RNA, 2690 nt
Organism: Propithecus coquereli (Coquerel's sifaka)
Lineage: Eukaryota; Metazoa; Chordata; Mammalia; Primates; Indriidae
Gene: GALNT14
Product: polypeptide N-acetylgalactosaminyltransferase 14
Exons: 15
Coding region: 625-2283 (552 amino acids)
Cellular component (GO): Golgi apparatus
Source: RefSeq, a predicted model, not a curated record